AUAGCGGGACCGCGUUUGUGUGCAACUUGUGUCUGUCCUUGCAGUUUACAGCCAGGUUUACAGCGCCGCUUUCAGUGCCCAAAACGAUGUACCGAGAAGAACAAACAUUCAAGUACUGACAUGUAAAUAACUUCAAGAAGACUGGCGCUCGAUAUCCAGUCCAGGAGCUGUGCAAGCGCGUUGUCGCCGGUUCGUGGCGACUAGUGCGCCGUUUUACCCUUUCGUGGUCACUUGCCGACAUGCAUCUUCGGGUGGGCCACGUCCCCACGCAUGCGGCGCCUUCCUGUCCAAAUAGUCGUCAUAGCAGAACUACUGCAGCUCCAGCAUGUGGCGCUUCAAGCAGCCGGGGCUUGAACCACGCAGUCGGAGCUGUCGCCUCGCCGCAGGCUCCGUACAGCCUGCCAGGCGAGACCCCGGGCGUUCGCCAGCGGCUGGUCUCUAACAGGCAGUGGCUGCGCCCUACCGCAUGGAGUACGGCACCGGGGAAGUGCGCUGGAGCAGCGAGGCGAGCCGUGGUGGCCGCAUCAGCAGCCCAAGCCCAGAAUGGCGUGGAUGCUGCAGUGCUGCAGAUAGCGGAUGGCCUGCCCAUCAGGGAGUGUCUGGAGGAGGUGCUCACGGGUCUGGACCGCAGCAGCGGCAUGGUGCUGCAGGCGCCGCCGGGCGCUGGCAAGACGACGGUGGUGCCGCUGGCGCUGCUGCGCCACAACCCAGAGUAUCUGCGAGGCAGCAACAACAAGAUACUGGUCCUGGAGCCGCGGCGUGUGGCCGCCAAGGGCGCGGCGCGGCGCAUGGCGGCCUCGCUGCGGCAGAACGUGGGCGGCACGGUGGGCUACCGCGUGCGACUGGACACUAAGGUCAGCGCCGCCACGCGCAUCGAGGUGGUGACGGAGGGCAUCCUGUUGCGGCGGCUGCAACAUGACCCCGAGCUGGAGGGCGUCGGCGCCGUGGUGUUUGAUGAGUUCCACGAGCGCAACCUCGAUGCGGACGUGGCGCUGGCGCUGUGUGCCGACGUGCAACGCCUGGCGCGGCCCGACCUCAGGCUGGUGGUGAUGUCUGCCACUCUGGGCGGCGGGCUUGGCGACCGAGUGCAGCAGCUGCUAGCGGAGGCCGCGGGGCCGGAGGCCGGGGAGCAGGAGGAGGGAGCCGAGGCGGGCUCGAACCGUGGGGUGCCGCUGGUGGUGAGUGAGGGCCGCUGCUACCCCGUCACCACCAAGCACCUGGGCCGGCCUGACGCAACCGAGCGGGGGGCUUUGGAGCGGGCGGUGGCGGACGCGGUGACGAUGGCGCUACGGGACGGCGGCGCAGCGGAGUCCGGCGACGACGGGGUGGGCGGCGACGUGCUGGUGUUCGUGCCGGGCGUGGGCGAGAUCCGGAACGUGGAGCGCCUGCUCAUGGAGGACGGCGUGGACCGCAAGUACGGAGUGCGGCUGAUGCAGCUGCACGGCAACAUGGCGCCGGACGAGCAGGAUGAGGUGUUGCGACCGCAGCAGCAGGGCAACAGCGCUCGCGAGCGGCGGCGGCGGCGCGUCAUCUUGUCCACACCCAUCGCCGAGUCGUCGGUAACCAUUGACGGCGUCACUGCGGUGGUGGACAGCGGCCUGCGCCGCGCGCCGCGGUACGACCCGUCAACUGCCAUCAACCGCCUCGAAACGAUUCGCAUCAGUGAGGCGUCAGCGGAGCAGCGCCGCGGCCGCGCCGGCCGCACAGCCCCGGGCCGCUGCUAUCGGCUGUGGUCGGAGCGCGACUCGCUGCCGGCCGUGUCAGAGCCCGAGAUCCUCACCGCCGACCUGGCGCCCACUGCCCUGGAGCUCGCGCUGUGGGGCAGCCCCGACGGCAGCGGUCUGCCCUGGCUGGACCCGCCCCCGGCAGACCUGAUGGAGGCAGGCCGUGAGCUGCUGCUGGACCUGGGUGCGGUGGAGGCGGGCGUGGGGCGGCCCACCCCACAUGGGCGGCUGCUGGCGCGGCUUGGCGUGCACCCGCGCUGGGGGCACGCGGUGCUGCGCGGCGCAAGCCAGAGCUGCGCGGAGUUGGCAGCGGUGGUUGCGACCAUGUUGGGGAGUGAGCGGGACGUGCUGCGGGGCGGCGGCGGCGGGCCGCGCAGUGCAGACAUCAUGCUUCGGCUUGAGGCGCUGGCGCGAGACGACCGUGCCCUGGAUUAUGCGGCGGCCAAGCGCAUCAUUCAGGGCGCCCGAUCUAUGGCGGCGAUGGCGACGGCAACCGUGGCGUCAGCGAAGCAACGAGCCACCUCCUCGGCCUCGGCGAAAUCGUCAAGUGAGGGUAACGCCACUGACGACGAGGAUGCCGCGGUUGCGGCGGCGCUUGGCGAGGCCGGCGCCGAGGCCUUGGAGUCAGCGGACGCUUCCGAGGACGAGGGAGACGCUGGUCCUGCCAGCACCACCACCUGGAGCAGCGCUGCGCCUCCGGCCGGCCCUAGCGGUCGGGGCACAGGAGCUGCCAGCAGCGCGGCCGCCUUCGACGCGGCGUGGCGGGAGCAGCUGUCACGCGAGGGGCUGGUGGGCGCGCUGGUCGCGGCCGCAUACCCGGACCGCAUUGCGGAGCGGAAGGACCGCUCUAACAAGCGCGCGGCCUUCACGCUGUCGUCAGGUCAGGUGGUGCGUCUGCCGUCAGAGGACGACCCGCUUGCAUCUUUCGAGUAUGUGGCAGUGGCGGAGAUCGGGGGCGUGGGGCCGGCGGCGGCAUGGCGGCGCGACGGCGGCGGCAAUGACAGCAUCCGCUCCGCCGCGGGGCUCAGCAGUUUGGCCAUCAAGCGCUACCUGUCGGACAUGAUUCAGGACCGCGAGGUCGUCUUCUGGGCGAGCGGCGCCAAACAGGUGCUGGGGCGGCGGCAGAAGCGGCUCGGCUGCCUGGUGCUGUCGGAGCAGUCAGCGCCCGUCAGCGACGACAAGGCCAUGCCGGCCCUUCUCAAGGGCUUUAAGGAGAUGGGCGGCAUUCGCGCCGUGUCUCUCAGCAAGGAAGUGGAGGCCUGGCGCCAGCGCGUCAUCUGGUUGCGCACCCAGGCCCAGGCCAAGGCGGCGGGCUCCGCCGCAGCCGGCGGCGGUGGCGGCGGCGGCGGCGGCGGCGGCGGUGGCGGCGGCGGCGGCGGCGGCGGCGGCGGCGGUGGCGGCGGCGGCUCCAGCACCACCGCCAAGGGCCUAGCUGCGCUGCCCGACCUAAGCGACACGGGCCUGCUCAACAGCGCGGCAAAGUGGCUGGCGCCGCAUCUUUCGGGCGCGCGCAGCAAGUCUGACAUGCUCAAGCUACAGUGGGGCCAGAUCAUCAAGUCGCUGGUUCCCUGGGAGCUGCAACAGCUGGUGGAGGCGGAGGCCCCCACGCACCUGAUGCUGCCUACUGGCACCCGGGCGCUCGUGGACUACAGCGGGGACACGCCGUGUGUGCGCUGCAAACUUCAGGAGGUGUUUGGCCUGCCUGACACGCCUCGCCUGGCGGGCGGCCGCAUCCCCCUCACUCUGGAGCUGCUGUCACCCGGGGGCCAGCCGGCAGCGGUGACCUCGGACCUCGCCUCCUUUUGGCGCAACUCUUACCCGGACGUGCGCAAGGACCUGCGCGGCCGCUACCCCAAGCACGUGUGGCCAGAAGACCCGCUACAGGCCGAGGCGACCCGGAUGACCAAGAAGGGGCUGGAGCGGCAGAAGGAGCGCGAGCAGGUUGCGGCAGCAGCAGCGGGCGGGAAAGGCGGGAGUGGAGGUGGAGGCGGCUUGGGUGCUGCGGGCAAGGGGGGAUCAGGCAGUACUGGCAAGGCAGGUGUUGGCAGCAAGAAGAAGAAGUGAUUACUGGUCCGCAACUUCGCUACGUCUUUAAAUGCUAAGCCGCAUGUAAGCCGAAGUGGCA
Messenger RNA from Chlamydomonas reinhardtii, 3849 nucleotides. RefSeq lists its product as uncharacterized. NCBI's taxonomy places the organism in Eukaryota, Viridiplantae, Chlorophyta, Chlorophyceae, Chlamydomonadales, Chlamydomonadaceae. Bases 240 to 3788 code for a protein of 1182 amino acids. Gene Ontology annotation, molecular function: nucleic acid binding; ATP binding. The record is from RefSeq and is a predicted model, not a curated record. The transcript has 24 exons.